Messenger RNA from Myotis myotis, 2766 nucleotides. It is a transcript of the gene RUMY1, whose product is annotated as family with sequence similarity 72 member A. Gene Ontology annotation, cellular component: cytosol. The record is from RefSeq and is a predicted model, not a curated record. Lineage: Eukaryota; Metazoa; Chordata; Mammalia; Chiroptera; Vespertilionidae. The transcript is spliced from 3 exons.
GGCGGGACUGGCGAAGCUUGGAGGCGUGACUAGCACUCCCGAGGCGUAGUCACGGGGUAAGCUCCUCCCACUGUGGACGAACCCUAAAGUAGAAUUAAUGGGCGGGAUUAAGUUGGAACCAGCAACCAAACACGAAUUCUUGAGAAAAGGUACGACCAAUUGGACCGGUGGAGAGGAGGGGCGUUGGGGAGAAUUUUAGCCAAUAGAGAGUAGAGACCAGAGUGGACUGUAGAACGUCUUCCAAUCAGAAGCGCAAAGGGCGUCCUGGCUUCUUCCACUAGAGCCGGAGUGGGCCCGCCCAAACCUCCAGGAGCCCGCCAAUGAGGCCGGCGGCGGAGCCACGCUCGGCCAACCAGAAAGCGGAAUCGAUGUCGGCACCGUUACUGGGGCGGGGCGUACGGUCCCCUCGCCACUAAGAUCGCGUCCGCGGCUUCCGAGCCUUCCAAUGCAGGACGUGGGCGAGCUCUAGUUCUCCCAAUCGGUGCGCGGCGAUGGAAAUUCAAACUGACAACCGGUUUGGAAAGGCAGAGCGAUCGGAAGAGGAGGCAGAAAACGACGUGUUCGGUGACCGGGAAUCCCAAAGUCGACUGAGCCCCCAAAGAGAGCCCCACCACCACCUCCACCACCGCACGUUCUGGAGCGGCCGCUCCGGGAGAGGCCUGGAGGGAAGGCCGCGGGGACCGGGGGCACGAGGGGGACGCGAGAGCCUGCACGCUGAGGAUUGGGGGCUGCCGCGGGAGAAGCGAAGCCGGGGGCCGGCUGGGACGAGCCGAGCGGCGGAGGUUCGCUGCAGGACUGCGGAGAAGCAGGGACCCUCCGGUGGGCAGGGCUCAGGGCAUUUCCGAAGCCUGGGAACCGAGGGCAUUUCCUGGAAGAGGCGUGGGUAGGGAGACCGCCCGCGACCCGACAAAUAGGAAUUGGAGCUCUCGGGGGGAGGGGCUUGGGAGAGGAGAAGCUUUACAUGCGAGGGAAUUGCUGGAGGAGGGGGAGCCAGAGGAGAGGAUCCCUGUAGACGGGAGGAAGGGAAAACGGCAGACAAGUUCCCGAGGCCCCUAGCAGCUUGCCCCCCUCCCCCGCCCACUUCAAACCUCUCCCCCUUCCCGGAAAGUUCAAAGGAUAAAGCCAAAACUGCUGCUGCUCUCUCCUGUUCCUGCUCAAUAAAUAUUACUUUUACCCUCCCCGGGGAAAAAAAAAAGAACUAAUUCUCCUUCCCAAUUUUAGGGUUCAGGAAAGCUCGAGGCCUCGCCAUUUUAUUUUUAGCCCCAGGGGAAUCCACCUAGGAAGGGUCUUGCUCUUUGCUUGCAUUUUUUCAAAUCCCACGCCACAUCCUUGCCCGGGACGCCAUGUCUACCAGCAGCUGUAGCUUCCAGGACCGGUGCGUGUCCAUCCUGUCUUGCAAAUUCUGUAAACAAGUGCUCAGCUCUCGGGGCAUGAAGGCUGUUUUGCUGGCCGACACUGACAUAGACCUUUUCUCUACAGACAUCCCUCCUACCAACACAGUGGACUUAAUAGGAAGAUGCUAUUAUACUGAAAUCUGCAAAUGUAAACUGAAGGACAUCGCAUGUUUAAAAUGGUGUUAACUUCCUACUUUGGGGCAACUUGCCAGAGAUAGAAGAGAGUGCAGAUGAAGACAUGUUAGAUAUCUCAGCAGAGGAGUGUAUUAGAUGAAUAGGAGAAUAGACUUAUGAUAGAUAUAAUAUUUAGACUUUUUACUAUUUAAAAUGUAUAUUAAUGGAUCAACUUUAAAUUGUUAGUAAGGAUUUUCCAGUGAUUUCUUUUUUUAGAAAACCAAAAUGGGGCAUUUGUUGAUUUAUUUAUUUGCUGUCUUAAAUUAAUUACCUGUUUAAUUUGAGCCAAUGUAGUUCUUUUCUUCUACUUCUACUUCUUUUUCUUCCUCUCUCCAUUCAUUAGCCUAGUAUAGGUGUAUUCUUAACUUCACAUAAGAGACUUUUUUCAUGUGCCACUCUGCUACCUCCCAAUCUGGGGAAGUUUUUCUUACAACUAGAUACCAGGUAUAUUAUUUUACAUUCCUGAAUAAGGGGCAUUAGUACCCACACAUAUAUCAACUGUGCAUAUAUCCAUGCAUAAAUCCACACGUAUAACCAUGUAUACAUAUGUGAUGCUCAACUUGGAAAUAAACCUUAACAGAGAAUUUUAAAAAAACAAGCUGAUAGGUUUCCAUGGGUACUAGUUAUCAUAUGUUAUUUUGGUGACAACUACUUUAAUAUGGAACAAGACUUCGUGAAUCAACAAAUAUAACACACUUUUAAAUGUAUGGAGAAAUCCUCUUGAUUCCUCAGCAUGAUGUUAGAUAAAUGAAUUUGUCAGAAAAUUAUCAAUAUAUAUACUGUGUACCAAUAUUAUUUAUUUGCCUUCUUCUAAAGUCAUAUGGAUACUGUAUUAUGAAAGCCAGAUAAACCAAACCUCUGUCUUUAAGUUACCUCAUUCUCUAGGGCUUUCUCUAUAAAUAGCAAAUUUUAAAUAUGAGUAAUCUCAGUCCCAACCCUUAAAUAGAAAAACAAAAACAAAAUCUAAAGAAGUGGUUUGUUUAAGCCCUUGUGCAUUAUAAAGAGAGUUUGUUCUUUUGCAAGCUACAUUUGGAGCCACGCAGAAGUAGGAAACUGGGAUAGUGUUAGAUUCUGGUUUUAUGUAUAGCUAAAAUCAGUGUAUAAUCUCAACUAGUAUCUCAACUGUAGGUGUUUUGUCAAUAAUGAUACCAAAACAGACUGAGUUGCGGUUUUGUAAAUAAACUACUGUCCUAAAAAU